GGGGGAGCUAUCGCAAAUGAGGGAUUAAGUUUCGCGAUAGAAGAGGAGGCCAUGCAGUGAAUGACAACGAUAGAAAUAUGUUGUCCGAAGAGACGGUGGCUAACCUACAGUUGCUAGUAGAGUAAGGGGGGCCGUCUUCAGAAUUAUUUAAGACGAUGUGGUUCUCAGAUUUCAACAGCUUUCAAUAGACCAUUCCUCAAGACAAUCUGUUCUAUAUCAAGAGACCAAGUCCUCUACUAUCCUCUUCUAAAAAAAGCAAAGACGACUAUCUUUAUCACCCAACAAAAUGCGCUUCUCUCUCACCAUCAUCGCUACCCUCUUCGCCGUAGCUUCUGCUAUACCGGCAGGUUCUGACAUGUUACUCCCUCUCGAACCAAGAUGUCUGGCUACAGGUGUUGACUGCACAUUCGAUGUUAACGCGUGCUGUAACGGCGUUUGCUCCGAGAACGAGGGCUGUGGGUGUUUAACAUGCAACUAAAAAUUCUCUCAUAUCUUUAACCGUAUGGAUAUGUCGCGGAGAAACACUCGGCAUCGGAAUAGAUCUCAACUACAGCUAGAUGGUUGAUUCUUCUAUAUAUGAUCAUGUUGUAUGAUAUUAUGAGGAAUUGGGAAUUACGAACUAAGGGAUUUCAUGGGAAAAAGAGACGACAAGAACGUACCUCAUACUACGAUGG
Molecule: messenger RNA, 674 nt
Organism: Annulohypoxylon truncatum
Lineage: Eukaryota; Fungi; Ascomycota; Sordariomycetes; Xylariales; Hypoxylaceae
Exons: 2
Coding region: 287-478 (63 amino acids)
Source: RefSeq, a predicted model, not a curated record